Styela clava is the source of this 2554-nucleotide messenger RNA. Its product is annotated as ubiquitin-conjugating enzyme E2 D4-like. The record is from RefSeq and is a predicted model, not a curated record. Lineage: Eukaryota; Metazoa; Chordata; Ascidiacea; Stolidobranchia; Styelidae.
ACAUAGAGUACAAGAGUUUGGUCAUCUGGCAUAGUUAUAUUCGUUAUGGCGGCUCAAAAAAGGUUGCAACAUGAAUUGAUGGGAAUUCAAGAAAAUCCUCCGGAAAAUGUUACUGCUGGGCCUGUGGAUGAAUGUGAUAUUUACCAUUGGCAAGCCACAAUCACUGGGCCACCAGAUACUCCAUACCAAGGUGGAUUAUUUUUUCUGGACAUUCGCUAUCCGUGUGAUUACCCAUUUAAGCCACCAAAUGUGCGCUUCAUCACGAAAAUCUAUCAUCCCAACAUAAACUCUCAAGGUGGUAUUUGUGUCGAUAUUCUACGAGACAACUGGUCUCCUGCUUUAACCACUUCCAAAGUUCUGUUGUCCAUAUCUUCAUUACUUGCAAAUCCAAAUCCUGAUGAUCCUCUUGUGCCAGAAAUUGCAAAUUUGUACAAGUUUGACCGUUUACAAUACAACAAAAAUGCAAGGGAAUUCAGUAAGAAAUAUGCUAUGUGACCAACUGAUUCUGAACCUUCAAAUAUCACUGUCAUUCAGAGUUCAAUCCUAUUUAAUCCCAUUCAGUCUAUAAUGGUUAAUCCAUAUGGCUAAACUGAAAAUGAUUUAAACCAUAGAAACAAAUUAUUUUCAAAUAAUGCAUGGAUUUAUGGGUUUUAUAUAAGGAUUUAAUGUAAAAGAGCAAAAUUUGAAAAAGCUAUUUUGAGUAAAAUUUUUAUAUUUUUUUAAUUCCCUGUAAUCUUUUUAUUGGAAUAUUUUGAUGAAUAUUGCCUCAAACUAUGAUUGAUAUUGAGUACAAAUUUCUAUAUCAAAUUUUCAGAUUUAAAUAGGCCUAUUCAUUGAAAUUUCAACAUCUGCCCUUUUAUCUUAAAACCCCUGAUUUAAUUUCUUGUUUUUUUUUUGUCUCGACAUCUCGUUCGGCAAAAAACAUGCGUAAGGCUUGGCUAAAAUGUUUUUAUUGUGAGGUCAGAUGUUUGAAGCAUUCCACUGUUUUUCUUUUUUAUCUCUGGUCCUAAACCCAUUCUGUGACCCAUCAUAAAUAAUAGUGGUAGUAAUCCAUCCUUUAUAGAAUUCAGUUACAUGAUUCUCAUCAUUAUUAAAUGGACUGUAUUGGAAUGUUUUAUAUUAAAUUUGUCUGACUUUAUUCAAAAUAAUAAGUUUGUUUUCUACUCUGAAAAGUUCUGAUAUUACAAUCUGAUCAAUUUCAAAUAAAAGUGUCAAAUUCUCAUGUUAAUAUAAUCAAUGAAAGUUUAAUAGUUAUGUUUGUCCUAUUUAGGGACAGGAAAUCUAAUUUUUAUUUAUUAACAUUCCUGCUUGGUGAUAUACCAACUUAGAGAUAGAGAAGCAUUAUGUUUACUAUUUAAUUAUUUUAAGUAUCCAAGAUGCCUUCUUCAUUGUGCUGUGAUCUCAUGUUUGAAAAUUAUUUUUAAAUUUUAGGUAAUUUUUGUGGUGUGCUUUUAAUCUUAUGAACUGUUUGUCCUUUUUUAGUCAGUAUUAUUUUCACCUCUAUGUCAAAAAUAUUUUAUAUUUACCUGAUAAUGAAUAUUGACUAUCCUACUAGUCAGACUUUCCAUCUUGUUAAAUGCAUUAUUCUCUUAGAUUAUUAUCAUUUUAGUCAAUCUAGAGUUCUUUGACUUAAACAGGCAAAGUAUGUUGUAAACCUGCAUUUUUUAUACUAUGAGUUUCAAAUCUAUACAAGCUUUUUCGGAUAAAUUUAGUUUUAUCAUUGUGCAGCAACAAGGUGAUGAAUCAGAAUUUAUGAAUGAAAAAAUUGAAAUUGUUACCCCUCAGCAUUUACUGUUGGUUCCGAUUGAUUUGAAUUUUAAAUCAUCCAUUUUUUUUGGCACACAAGCAUUGGUGAAGUACUUGAUUUUGUACCAGUACUUUUUGCAAAAUUCUGGAGAAAUUUUGAAUUUUAUUGUUUGUGUGAAGUCAAGAGCUGUGUUAUCCAGAUUUCAUAUAGAAUCUUUUUUGAAUGAGUGUAUUGAAACAAUUCACAUCGACUGACAUGAAAUAUUCUUGUGGUGCGAGAUCAGAAUCCUUUCAAGUUCAAUAUCAAAAGACUCAUUUUUAUUAUUUCAAUGGAGUAGACAAAGACAUUAAAUGAUCUACCAUUCUAUAUUGUGUCUAAAUUUGUAGAACAAAAAAUUUAAUUGGAAUCUUUCGCUAUAAAAACUAAGUACAUUAUUAGAUUGUUGAAAAAUCAUGUGGAAUUUCUCCUCAUGAAAUUAUUAUAGCAGAUCGAUAAUCAUUUUUGCUGCAAAAUAUAUUCAAAUUAAUACUCAAUCUGGCUUGAUGGUCCUUUUUUAUUCCUUUGAGAUAGUUCAAAAAUAUAUAACUGGCCUUCCUUAUUAAUCAUAAUAGUAAAAUAGUCUGUAUUGUUUAAAAUUGUAUGUAUCUUCUUUCGUAAUAUAUGUGUUCCGAUAUCGAUCAUAAGUCAGUACUUACGGUAUUUAAAAUGAAGCACUCAUUCAAACUAACUGUCUUCAACUUUGCCCUUUUUGUCUUUUUUCAUUUGAAUUUUCCGUUUUGAAUAAAAGUACUUUGUUUAGCCACUGUA